AUGGGGUGCGGCCUCUCAGAUUUACGCCGAUCCAAGUCGAGGAGGACUGCAGCUGUCGAAGACGACACGGCCAUUGGUAGUACUGGUGGUCACGAGAAAAACAAAGUAAAAAUUAAUUAUGGUAGUGAAGCACGACUUUUAUCCACUGAACCAAAGGUGGUCUUUAUAUUUGGUGGGCCUGGCUCAAAGAAAGGAGCAAUUGUUAAUGAAUUGAUCUGUACAUUUGGUUUUACUUUAAUCAAUACUGAACGUAUAAUUUUACAUGAAUUGAUGAAGAACCAAAGUGAAAAUCAGGUUCCUUUUGAUCCUUCUGCUGUUAUCAGAAAUCAGUUGAAGGAGCAUCCAGAUAUUGUCUCUCUGGAUUGGAUUAUGCAAGAAAUUAUUAAGCAACUAGAUAAAAGACCAAAGGGCUUUUAUUUAGUUGAUAUUCUUCCAAACCUAAAAGUUUUGCUGAAAUUAGAAGGAAUGAUGAAAAAUGCUUCAGAGGAACUGAGUAUGCUAGAAUCAAAGUAUCCUGUAUCAUUUGUGAUCAACAUAGAGAAGACUGUAAUAAAAAAACCGCCAAGCACAGAGACCCAAAAUCAGAAAAAGAAUAAAACUGCAGGAAACAAUACACAAACUGAUGAAGCUGACUUCAGCAGAACUGAGAAACGUUUGAGUUUGUAUACAAAUGCUGUAAAACCAUUUUUGGAUUAUUUUAAAAAGUCAGAUAAACUGAUAUCACUUGAUUGCUCAUCUGCCCCAGAAGAAUGCAACUCCAUUCAUGAUUUGUAUUUAGUGAAUUACCUCUCUCUGAAUGACUUUGCAAAUUCAAAACCAGGAGUUACAUCACUGGAGAAAGUAUUUCGUGCAUUGUGUUCUCAUAUUACCUACCUCGAUUUUGAAAAUCGUAACUUCCUUGUUGAUAUGACAGAUAUUGAAAUUACCACGGAGUCCUUUAGACACAUGUCAGCCAAGAAACCUGUCUUAUUCUUUGAGGUCACUAAUUCAAUACUGAAGAAAUACCUGGACUGCCGAAGUCAGUUUUUGUUUCUCCACAGUCCCUUGCUCAUUCUUCCCUGUAGAGAAAAGAGUAUAAAAUAUUUCCUUACUCCCUGA
Molecule: messenger RNA, 1098 nt
Organism: Acanthosepion pharaonis
Lineage: Eukaryota; Metazoa; Mollusca; Cephalopoda; Sepiida; Sepiidae
Source: the annotation of a GenBank genome assembly